CAAAGCUUUCCCCUCUCUCUCUCCCAUUGCCCCAACAAGGCCUUGUUCACUUCCUUGUCGGGAUUUCUCUGCUAGAUCUUUAAGAACAAACUUCUUUUGCCCGUUUCACGUUUCAGAUUUUCCCCUAGGAUUGGGCGGCGUUGCCAAAGCGAGGCUGAGGCAUCGAAGAGGUUACGGUCGCUCCCUCUUCCCAAGCCCGAGUCUGUCCAUGGCGGUCAAAGUCUGGGUGGACAUCCUGGUCCUGCCUAUUCUGCUGGCUGUGCUGUUCCCGCUUCAUGCAUGUGCUUUCUACAUCCAAGUCGGUGCCCAUGGGGAGGAGUGCUUCUUUGAGCAAGGCACGAAGGGAGCCAAGAUGGUCCUCAACUUCAGGGUGAUGCAGGGAGGCUUCCUGGAAAUAGACGUGGACAUCACUGGCCCUAACAACGAUCCCCUUUUCCAGUGGGUUCGUGAGACGAGUGGCCGCUACGCCUUUACAACCCACCAGGAGGGCUCCUACAGGUUUUGCUUCAGCAACCGUGCGUCUACUUUGGUGCCCGAGACAGUAUUGUUCUCGAUCGACAAGGACCAGGACCCCAGAACUCACCUCUUCCAGGAUGAGGACAGGCUCCAUGUCAAGCUGGAGAAGAUGAUCAAGAAGCUGACUGCAGCCAUCAUGGUAGUCAAGCAGAAGCAGGAGCACAUGGAGAAUACAAGUGGACACCAUGACUUGACAUGGACGAGACCACGCAAGAGGACCCUGAAGUGAGGCACAUCUCAUUUAGAAAAUUAUUCCUUGGUUUCUGAAGAUGAAUCUCAUAUUAAAACAUCUGUUUGCUGUGUGGAACAGAAUAAAUGAUUAUAUGGCAACUGAUAUAUUUUAUUUGUGCUUCCUUUAAUUCCCUUUUUUCAUAUUCCAGGUUAAAAAAAAUUCACACUUUUACACAAAAUACUU
Molecule: messenger RNA, 931 nt
Organism: Sarcophilus harrisii (Tasmanian devil)
Lineage: Eukaryota; Metazoa; Chordata; Mammalia; Dasyuromorphia; Dasyuridae
Product: transmembrane emp24 domain-containing protein 2
Exons: 4
Coding region: 209-745 (178 amino acids)
Biological process (GO): intracellular protein transport; endoplasmic reticulum to Golgi vesicle-mediated transport; Golgi organization
Cellular component (GO): endoplasmic reticulum-Golgi intermediate compartment; endoplasmic reticulum; COPII-coated ER to Golgi transport vesicle
Source: RefSeq, a predicted model, not a curated record